This is a messenger RNA of Pterocles gutturalis (yellow-throated sandgrouse), 1035 nucleotides long. RefSeq names its product phosphatidylinositol 4-phosphate 5-kinase type-1 alpha-like. Gene Ontology annotation, biological process: phosphatidylinositol metabolic process. Lineage: Eukaryota; Metazoa; Chordata; Aves; Pterocliformes; Pteroclidae. The record is from RefSeq and is a predicted model, not a curated record. Gene Ontology annotation, molecular function: phosphatidylinositol kinase activity.
UUGACAGGAUCAUCUACUUUCAAGAAAUCGCUCACCCCUGAGAUGCCGGGUGGUUCCGGGCAGCCGGGCUCGCAGACCAUAAAGAAGGGGCACAGAGGAGUGGACUCCAUGGGCGAGACUACCUAUAAAAAGACGACAUCAUCGGCCUUGAAAGGUGCCAUCCAGCUGGGCAUUACACACACUGUCGGAAGCUUGAGCACCAAACCCGACAGAGAUGUUCUCAUGCAAGAUUUCUACGUAGUAGAAAGCAUUUUCUUCCCAAGCGAAGGGAGUAACCUGACUCCAGCUCAUCACUACAAUGACUUUCGGUUCAAAACCUAUGCUCCAGUGGCCUUUCGCCAUUUCCGGGACCUCUUUGGGAUCCGACCGGAUGACUAUCUGUACUCGCUCUGCAAUGAGCCACUCAUUGAACUUUCCAACUCCGGGGCCAGCGGAUCCCUCUUCUACGUAUCCAGCGACGAUGAGUUCAUCAUCAAAACGGUAAAAAAAGAGUUCUUACAGAAGCUGCUGCCUGGCUACUAUAUGAAUUUGAACCAGAACCCAAGGACGCUACUGCCAAAGUUCUACGGCUUGUACUGUGUCCAGGCCGGAGGCAAAAACAUUCGCAUCGUCGUGAUGAACAACCUCGUGCCGCGCUCUGUCAAAAUGCACCUGAAAUACGACCUGAAGGGCUCCACCUACAAACGCCGAGCGUGCCAGAAGGAGCGGGAGAAGGUCUUCCCGACAUACAAGGACUUGGAUUUUAUGCAGGACAUCCCUGAUGGCCUCUUCUUAGACUCUGACAUGUAUAAUGCUCUGUGCAAAACCUUACAGAGAGACUGCUUGGUCCUGCAGAGCUUUAAAAUCAUGGAUUACAGUUUGCUCAUCGCCAUCCAUAACAUCGAUCUGGCACAGCGAGAGCACGCGAUGGUGGAUGGGACAUCCCAGACCGAUACGCGGCGACCCGCUGCCCAGAAGGCGCUCUACUCAACAGCCAUGGAAUCCAUCCAAGGAGAGGCCCGGCGAGGUGGCACCAUAGAAACAGAUGACCAGUAA